Molecule: messenger RNA, 221 nt
Organism: Pelobates cultripes (western spadefoot toad)
Lineage: Eukaryota; Metazoa; Chordata; Amphibia; Anura; Pelobatidae
Source: the annotation of a GenBank genome assembly
AUGGGGAUUUCCCACCAGGACACAAGUGACGAGGAGCGGGACUUUACACGCGGUCAAGACAGUGGAGGAAGGACGCAAGAUCCUACAGGAAUGGGACAUACCUAUCCCGGCCCCAAAAUCACCAUCUGCACCAUACACCAAGAGACUGUCCCCGGAAUGGCAAAAGGUCCGGUAAAAACCACGAACUCUCAUAAGACCGUGUAUAACCACCGUCGCAUGGG